GCUCUCGCGGCAGUCCAAAGAGGGCGGGAAUCCCUGCAUCUCGCUGCUGGCAACUCUCUGCACCGCUUGCAUCAGCUUCACUCAGAGGCAUCUGGCGUUCCUGACCAAGGACGCCUAUAUCGAUGUGGUCAUCUCAUCCACGCCGUUCCUCACGGCUGCGCAGAACGCCUUCGGCUUCAUCAAGGCCGAUACGGGCAAGGUCUCCAGCCUUAGCGGCUCCGUUUGGAUCAUCAGCUUCGCCGUGACCUCGGGCGUCUUCACACUCUCCGUAGCGAUGCUGUGGACGCUCCUAGUCUUGAACGACCAGCAGAUGAAGGACAGCCACUACCGGGUUGAAAACCCGUACUUCGUAGCAACCCUCAGUGGGCUGCUCUCGGCGUCCCUGGCGGGCUCCUUCAUGGUGAUUUUCGAGCACUGUUCGGACACCUUGUUGUACGUCUUCCACUGGAACAAGUCGCAUGGCCACAACACCGUCGCCAAGUAUUGCCCCGACGAAUUAAUGCAGCUUAUGGAGUACAAGAAGGUCACUGGAAAUGGGAAAACAGCGCGGCCUGAGCAGGCUGGAAUCUUCAGCGGCUUGGGCGGCUUCUUCUCCUCGGACGUGCCGAACUCGAAGCAGGGCCAGUCACCGGAGGAGACGGCGCUGUUGGCUGGAAACAAGUAA
Molecule: messenger RNA, 664 nt
Organism: Symbiodinium sp. CCMP2456
Lineage: Eukaryota; Dinophyceae; Suessiales; Symbiodiniaceae
Source: the annotation of a GenBank genome assembly